AUGACCGUUUCCCACGACGAUGCGGUGGAGCACCAGCUCUCUGUGGAGCAGCUUCUGGGGCCGCACGGGUUUCGGGUGACACUCGUUGGGAAGAUGCGGUGUGGGUACCCUGUCGGCAAGUGGGCAAUGCUUUUGCUGACACGUGACGCUCAGAGUAGUUGUGACGAACUCCUGCCCAGCCGCGGUGAGCUUGUGGUCAAUCGCGAAGUGAUUUUUAUUGGGCGCACCAUGAAGGGCCUGGCGGCCAGCAGCCACGCCAAGGGCGUUGUCAGGCGGAAUGUGUGGAUGUGCGGAGGAGUUUGCCUAUGCUACGUGUGCUUUGCGCGUGCACCUCAAGAGUACGGGCCUGAGCUCGCGCCCCGCAUUAGAGUGGAGGCGCGGGAGUUAACGUUCGUUUGGUCGUCUGCGCACAGCUUUCACGUGCGGCAUCUUUUUCUCACCGGCCCCAAACAGUUCCUGACGCACCUUAUGUACCUCGCACACACGAGCGAGUAUGAGCUGACGCACGACGGGCCGUAUCAGCGCUCGCCGAACGCAGGCAAGCGGGUUGAGCUGUGCAGCGACGAGGACAUCUUCACCAUGCUGCAGCUGCCAUACGUGGACCCGCUGCACCGCCACGCCUAG
This is a messenger RNA of Trypanosoma rangeli, 624 nucleotides long. RefSeq lists its product as uncharacterized. The coding region runs from base 1 to 624 and encodes 207 amino acids. The transcript has a single exon. Lineage: Eukaryota; Euglenozoa; Kinetoplastea; Trypanosomatida; Trypanosomatidae. The record is from RefSeq and is a predicted model, not a curated record.